Cuscuta europaea is the source of this 2477-nucleotide messenger RNA. Lineage: Eukaryota; Viridiplantae; Streptophyta; Magnoliopsida; Solanales; Convolvulaceae. The record is from the annotation of a GenBank genome assembly.
AACUCCGCACCAGUGCCUGCCUGCAGCCUCUCAUGGGAGCAGAAGCUCCAACGGAAAUCCCCUUGCUAAGGCUGUGACAGGAUUAUAGUCGGUCGCUCAUACGCAGGACUCCUGCGGCUGGAGAGCUAAUUAUCAUCUUCCUACGGUUGUUAUAUAUUCUUGAUAAUGCCCAAAGAGCUUCCAGGGUUCUACUAUGACUCGGAGAAGAACAGGUAUUUUCCUGUCAAGGGACCAAUCCCUGGCUCUUCCAGGAAACGGAAAUCUCCUCCACCGGCCUCCACUGCGAAGGAAAAAGAUGAACAUAAGAGCUUGAAAAUCAGAAGUAAUACUCUUCUCCAGGGUAGGGAAUUGUGUGGCCAGUUGAUAACUAACAGGAAAGGGAAGUUCAGUUUUCAAAUGGAAUACCAGAAGAGACGAGCUUCACAACCUAAGAUUUGGAAGUAUCUUGACACAGAAAGAAUUGUAGAUAAUGCAAUGGAGCAGACAACAGUUGGUGUUGAAAGUCCGCAGGGCAUUGUCAAAACAGAGAUUUUGGUGACCGGCAGUUCGAAUGGGCUAUUUUGUCUUUUUGAAGUAGGAAGGGAUGAUGAAGAAGAAGAAAUUAAUGAUGGUGUAAUGCUACUGCCAGAUCGUGUAUGGCCAUCUGGUUCUGCUAACUCUAAAGGGUACAUCCAAUUACCAUGGCUUGCAUGGAGAAGUCUAGGAUCCGAUCUACAUAUUUCACCUGCUAUUUCCUGCAUAAAGAUGUGCCAGAGGGAUCGUCAUCCAGUUGAAAAUACUUCUUUAAAUCACGCACUUGUAACCACCCUGGGGUCUGAAAUAUCUGGUGGAACAGUCUAUAUUCUGAACCUCAGUGAACCAGUUGAUUUAAAUCCAUUUCUGGUGCAGAGGCCAAUGUCUCGAGUUGCCUCUUUUGACUAUACAGUUUGGACAGCAGACUGCACCUUUGAUGGAAGUCGAGCAGUGAUAGGCACCAAUAUGGGAGCUGCUCUGGUAAAUGUGGAUACUGGAUUGACAUCAUGGAUUUGUCGCUGUAAAAGUGAUGUUCUAUCUUUACAAUUAGAUCAAUCGGGUAAUAUCGCUUUGUGUGGGCUGAGGAAUGGAACAAUUUUAUCUGUUGAUGCUCGCCAAAGACCUCAGAAUUUUUCUGUUAGACUUCCUAAGCACCAGAUUCCUUCCCAUCCUCACAAUAUUUCAAGUGGACGAUCUAAGAAAUUUCACCUGGAACAAUUCCCGGUCAAAGGGAACUUAUGCAGUUCUGAUACAAUAUCUAUGCCAUCAUCUAUUUCUUGUAUUGCGUCCCUGGUGCUGUAUGAUCAGUAUUUCUUGGCAAGCUCCAUGGAUGGAUCGAUCAACUUAUAUGAUAAUCGGCUAACUCAGAGAGGAGCUAUGCAAUCUUAUGAAGGCAAUGUCAAUUCUCAUACACGCAUACAGCUAGGAGUUGAUCCAUCAGAGAGCAUUGUCAUGUCCGGCGGAGAGGACUGCUACUUGCGGCUUUGGAGUAUCAAAUCUGGCGAAUUGUUGUUCCAAGAAAAAUUCAUGGAUACAAUCCCCUCCGUACUAUGCUGGCCUGGAAUGGAAGGGAUUCACGGUUUACGGAGUAGGACACAAGGGGCUUGGCUUGGAUCCAAAGAAGGCCUAUUUCAUAUUGGCUGGCCCUGAUUUAAGUUCCUUUGAGGUUUUGGUAUCUCAAAUUUCAGCUUAUGUUUGAGGAAUCAAAGUUGCAAGACACCGAGUAAGAACAUGGUGCAACACUGCAACCUGUCUAUCACUCACAUCAAGAAACAGCGCUUACUGCAAAUUUGCAGUAAGCUCAAAGAGUGUGUGCUUGCUGCAAGUGGCUGCAAAUUUCUUCCGUAACAAAAUGUAAACAGCAUUUUGGAGUUCAUUGACAGGUAUUUGGGAAUGACUAGUAUUACUCCCUCCGUUUCACAAUCUUUGAUACACUUUCCUUUUUUGGCUGUUUCACAAUCAAUGACACACUUCCUUAUUUCCUUAUUCGGUAAACAAAUCUUUACCAAAACAGUGUCAAACAGUGCCAAACAGUGUUCAAACAGUGCCAAACAGUGUUCAAACAGUGCCAAACAGUGUACUCUACAGUAAAAUUUACCUCUCAGUAACAUGUUUUCCUUGAUUCUUGACAAGUCAAACUGUGUCAAAGAUUGUGAAACGGAGGGAGUAUUUCGCUAGGCGCAGGUCUUAACUUCGAGGGGUCACACCUGAUAUGGUAAAUAUGCUACCUAGGAAUUAGUAUCCUCUCUGAGUCUUGUACAUCAGGAAACAAUUUGAGAUGAUAAUUUUGUAUGUGCAACACUAGCUUAGUAGCUUUUAUACUUCGUACCAUUUACUCAUUGGAAAAAGGAGCAGAUGCUUUUGAACAAAUCUCUCACAUUUAUUUUGGUAUCUAAAUACAAAAAUUGUAAAGUUGGAGCCCUUAUGGUUAAAUUUUGAUUUAACUAAUCACAUUUAUGUACAAG